CGCUUUACGGCAGAGCGUGGUGCUGGUGCUGGAGGUCAGAGUGUUGACGAGGAGGCGAGCUCGGUAAUCUGUAACGAAAAUCCUGUUUUCCCACCUGGAAAACUCACUUAGGAAUCAAAAUACACGUUAACAGGACAGCGACUGUUGGUGUCGGUGAAUCCGGCAGCUCGUCGUUGAUUAGUUUGUCUUGUAUUUUUAGAAUUUCGACAGAACUAACUAGCUAGCGCUUGCUAACAUUAGCCAGGUCGGCUCGGCUAGCACCUUUCCAUACGGCUCCUGUAUUCACCAGACCCCUCGCUUCCCCUACAGCCAUGGACAACUCACAAGGAUCAGGAGGAACGAAAGGGGGUUUCGGGAGUCUCUUUGGAGGAGGUGCACCUGAAUACUCCAACACAGAGCUCGCCGGUGUUCCCUUGACUGGAAUGAGCCCUCUGUCCCCUUACCUGAAUGUCGACCCUCGCUACCUGGUUCAGGACACAGAUGAGUUCAUUCUGCCCACAGGCGCCAAUAAAACAAGAGGGAGGUUUGAACUGGCUUUCUUUACCAUUGGAGGAUCGUGCAUGACUGGUGCUGCACUUGGAGCUGUAAAUGGUCUCAGGGUGAGCCUAAAGGAGACUCGCGACAUGGGAUGGUCCAAACCUCGCAAUGUGCAGAUUCUCAACAUGGUGACCAGACAGGGUGCUUCAUGGGCUAACUCUCUGGGCUCUGUUGCCUUGUUAUACAGUGUUUUUGGUGUGGCAAUAGAGAAGGCCAGAGGAGCGGAAGAUGACAUCAACACAGUGGCUGCUGGGACGUUAACUGGGAUGCUCUUUAAAUCAGCCAGCGGCCUGAAGGGAGCAGCCCGAGGAGGUCUGGUUGGUUUAGCCCUGUCCGGUGCCUACGCUCUCUACAACAACUGGGACCACCUCACCGGCUCAUCGUCAUCCUCCAGGCUGUACUAACCCUCUCCCACACACAUCUGCUUCCACAUUAGGGCCAAAUAUCUCUCCAGGACACAGCCUUUAACCACAGCUAAGAGGAAUUAGACUCUGGUCAAAUGCAGUGUGCCUUACAGGGACGUACGAGGGUUGGUCCCAGUCCGCUGGUCCCUCCCCCGUAGCCACUUUCCUUCUCCAGGAGCAUUCUGGGGAUUGAAAAGAUGUGUUUGAAAAAGAAGAUUGGACUAAAUUCCACUGGGAACCCAGAUGUAUACCGUCCUAUAACAUCCCUCUCUUCAUUCGUCUUCAUCCUCGGAGGUGUUCCCGUCACUGAUCCGAUCAGUAAUGAGGAGAACCUGUGAGGAUGUUUUAUAGAGGUGUGUCAUUUGUUAUAAUCAUCGUCUAUGGGAGACUUAUCAGUCUUCUUUGAUGCUAGUUUUGAAAUCAAUGAACCCAUGGUAUUUGGGUUAACUGAGCCAAUUAGUAAGGUGACAUCUGGUGUGUGUGGUUAACCAGAUGAACAUCAGUGGAUUCACGCACUGAUUCUGGACUGAUUUGCUCUUCUGUUGUAGAAGAGCAAGAGAAGAGAUUCUCACCUACGAUGUACAAACAGAACUCGGCCGUACGGUCAGUUCUACUCAUGUAUUUAUUGAAACUAAUCUGCAGUGGUUUCACUGUAAAGCUGUUUAUGUGUCUCCAUCAACACGGCUGUAUUAAAAACAAUAAAAAAAUGGGAAAUGACAAAA
Epinephelus fuscoguttatus (brown-marbled grouper) is the source of this 1663-nucleotide messenger RNA. RefSeq names its product translocase of inner mitochondrial membrane 23 homolog a (yeast) (gene timm23a). Gene Ontology annotation, biological process: protein import into mitochondrial matrix. The transcript has 7 exons. Lineage: Eukaryota; Metazoa; Chordata; Actinopteri; Perciformes; Serranidae. Gene Ontology annotation, cellular component: TIM23 mitochondrial import inner membrane translocase complex; mitochondrial inner membrane. The record is from RefSeq and is a predicted model, not a curated record. Bases 312 to 941 code for a protein of 209 amino acids. Gene Ontology annotation, molecular function: transmembrane protein transporter activity.